Messenger RNA from Drosophila eugracilis, 2291 nucleotides. RefSeq names its product WD repeat domain phosphoinositide-interacting protein 2. The coding region runs from base 271 to 1695 and encodes 474 amino acids. Gene Ontology annotation, cellular component: phagophore assembly site membrane; cytosol; extrinsic component of membrane. NCBI's taxonomy places the organism in Eukaryota, Metazoa, Arthropoda, Insecta, Diptera, Drosophilidae. The transcript has 4 exons. The record is from RefSeq and is a predicted model, not a curated record. Gene Ontology annotation, molecular function: protein binding; phosphatidylinositol-3,5-bisphosphate binding; phosphatidylinositol-3-phosphate binding. Gene Ontology annotation, biological process: autophagy of mitochondrion; protein lipidation; protein localization to phagophore assembly site.
UAUGUGUGUGUAGGGGGAAUUUGUUGAUAGAUAGAACGAGAAAAACAGUCGCAGCAAAACAACAAAGACGACACAAACAAAUCGAAAUUAAAUUGUUCGAAAUCAAAUCAAAUCAAUCCGCACUGAUCAUCUGUCUGCAAAGAUUUCAGUUUUUUGUGUGCUCCAACGGUGGACCACAGCAAUAACAUACUGCGAAAAGUACGAAAAUAUCUAGAAGCCAGUGAAAGUGUAACGAGAUAAUCAGAUACAAUCAGCAAAUCUCCAGCAGCAAUGGCCACAUAUCAAAUGAACUUCAACCAGGACUUUACGUCCCUGUCCGUACUAAGUCCCACGGGACUUCGGCUGUACUCGAUAGCCAGCCAGGACAAGGUGGAGGAGAUAUUCGCGAAGGACAACACGGAGCAGAUCCGCAUCGUGGAGCGACUGUUCAACAGCUCGCUGGUAGUGCUGGUCACCGCCCAGAAGCCGAACUGCCUCAAGAUGCUGCACUUCAAGAAGAAACAGGACAUUUGCAACUGCUUCUACCCGUCGGAGAUACUGUGCGUCCGCAUGAACCGGCAGCGGCUGAUUGUCUGCCUGGCAGAGAGCAUACACAUCCACGACAUCCGAGACAUGAAGAUCCUGCACUCCAUCGAGAACAUCGCACCCAACGAGCAGGGUUUGUGUGCGCUCUCCCUUAACUCUCACCUGGCCUUUCCCGUCUGCCAAACCAGUGGCGAGCUGCGCAUCUUCAAUGCCAGCAAGUUGCGCACGGGCAUGACCAUCAAGGCCCAUGCCACGCCACUCUCGGCGCUGGCCUUCUCACCCAGCGGCGCCCUGCUGGCCACAGCCUCUGAACGAGGCACCGUCAUCCGAGUCUUUUGCGUAAAAAAUGGCCAGCGGGUGCAGGAGUUUCGAAGAGGUGUCAGCUGCGUCCGCAUCGCCUCCUUGGUCUUCUCUUCCAGCGGGGACUUUCUCUGCGCGUCCUCGAACACGGAGACCGUCCACGUCUUCAAGAUAGACCCGCGGGCGGUGGAGACCGUAGAAUUGAAAGCGAUUGCGGACGUGGCUGCCAGGUCGGAAAGUUCUGCCAAAGAAUCAAUAACAUUCACUGCAGCUGAGGAUGUCAGUAAAACUGCCACGCCUGUCGCUAGCUGGGGCGGAAUGUUCUCGAAGGCAGUGUCCUCGUUGCUGUUGCCCACACAAGUCAGUGAAGUACUGGCCCAGGACAGGUCCUUCGCCACGGUGCAGCUGGACCAGGGGGGCUUGAAGCACAUCUGCGCAUUGACUCGCGUCCAGAAAGAGCUUCGUCUGCUGAUUGCAUGCGAGGACGGCUUUCUAUACGUCUACGAGUUCCUUGCGGAUCGGGGCGGAGCCUGCAAGCUGUUGUCAGUUCACGAUCUGCGCGGAGCUCUGGAAGAUGUUAUCGAGCUACAUCUGAGCGAAAGCGUGCUGAGGUCGCAGACCAAGUCGUCAAACCCAACGAUUAUGACGCAGCCCUCGCUUACGAUGCUGAAGAGCUGCGCGGCCAGUGUGCUCAUCGAGAACCCCGAUCCGAUGCAAGACAACAGCUAUGCGAGUAUUUUGAAAGGUGACCAGGCGGAUGCCAUGUCAGAUUCCGCCAAGUUUCGCAAGCUCUGCGAUGCCAUCGACACGCCAACAAAACUGUACGACGAGCGACAAUUUCCACCCGUGGCAAUAGCCGCCAAGGAUUGACCGCGCCGCCGAUGCCACACGGAUAUGGUAGUACUAGAUAAACAGCCGACAAUUUAGCUCUUUUAGAGAAUUUCCCAAGAGCAAUACCUUAGAAAAAUCACCUCAAUCAAAAGCGCUAAGUUCCAGCUGGAAGCAAAAAUACUCUUCAAAAAAAGUAUUUUUAUUUUAUGUAAUGUAAAGCUUGUUUUUCCCGUCUAAUUCUGUACAUAUGAAGGUAUCUAAAACAAUAGCUCUUUAGAGAAUACGGAUGUUUUCCUUCUGAUUAUGUAUAUUUGUCUUAAGGCCUAGCAAGAUUAUUUUAUCUUAAUCAUUCGAACUCUCUCUUUUUGUAAUAUAUUAACUAAGGUAUAUGUAUAGUUAAAGAUAAAAACUAGGGAUAGAAACUCAAAAAAAAGAAAAAAACAAAGAGCGGUAUCGAGGAAGUUAAGCAACAAAUUAUGUACCUUAAAGUGGAGAGAAAUAACAAAUGUAUUCAACUAGCUUUGCGAAAUAGUUUUACCAUAUUAACUGAAGAGAAACAGGUGUAAUAUUUCUAAGAAAAUUCUAAAGUAUUCGCAUAAAAUAUGUUAAAUAAAUAUGAUUUUGAUAGAACAGCA